AUGCCUUUCGCUGAAGGUAACGAGAAGGCCGGUGAGAAGCUCUUCAAGACCCGUUGCGCUUCGUGCCACACCGUCGAGAAGGGUGGUUCGUCGAAGACCGGUCCAAAUCUCAACGGUCUCUUCGGCAGAGUUUCUGGACAAGGCACCGACUCCUUCAGCUACUCCGAUGCCAGCAAGAAGGCUGCCGUCUCUUGGGGCGAACAGACUCUCUUCGACUACCUUGAGAACCCAAAGAAGUUCAUGCCCGGUACCAAGAUGGCCUUCGGUGGUCUCAAGAAGGACAAGGACAGGAACGACUUGAUCACCUACCUCAAGAAGAGCACCUCCUAA
Messenger RNA from Orbilia oligospora ATCC 24927, 330 nucleotides. RefSeq lists its product as uncharacterized. Lineage: Eukaryota; Fungi; Ascomycota; Orbiliomycetes; Orbiliales; Orbiliaceae. Gene Ontology annotation, biological process: mitochondrial electron transport, ubiquinol to cytochrome c; mitochondrial electron transport, cytochrome c to oxygen. Gene Ontology annotation, molecular function: electron transfer activity; heme binding. The record is from RefSeq and is a predicted model, not a curated record. Bases 1 to 330 code for a protein of 109 amino acids. Gene Ontology annotation, cellular component: mitochondrial intermembrane space. The transcript is spliced from 5 exons.